Marchantia polymorpha subsp. ruderalis is the source of this 611-nucleotide messenger RNA. The record is from the annotation of a GenBank genome assembly. NCBI's taxonomy places the organism in Eukaryota, Viridiplantae, Streptophyta, Marchantiopsida, Marchantiales, Marchantiaceae.
GCGGCACCAACAGGAGCCCAUUUGGAUUUUCUGUACGUCCAUGAUGUAUUGUUUUCUUCUGUUGGAGGAGGACCUUCGGCCUGCUCUAACACCUGUCUACUACUAAGUGGCCUUCGCCCUAAACCGCGUAGUUUGCAUAUUGACCGGACCCUGGUCUCCUCCAAUGGCGAGUCCCUCCACUAGAAUAGUAUAUCUGUCCCUGAUAAGCCCUGCGAGGAUCGUUUUUCUCCCGCAAGGAAGUGGAGAUGGUGAUGUAAGAGCGAUGGACGCAAACCGGUUCGAGAUAUGCUUGUCUUGGAUUUAUGAUUGACAUACACAUUACACGAAAUAGCCUUGUAUAUACCCAAGGCACACUAAUCCUCUCUUCAGACUAAAAUCAUCAAUCCAUCAAGCUUGAAGAUUAGUCCCCGCUUAUUGGUACAUCUUAAGACUAUGAAUGUUAACAUGUACAUGUGCACAUUCGUUCCUAGUGCGAUGUGACUACAGCUACGUACUCUCAAUGUGCUCAAAAACUUUGAUGAUCUGUUUGCAAAUGCAGAUCUCCACUUUGGUAAGUAGAAAUAUAUAUCUUGUUACCCUCCGUCUUCCAAAUUUUUCAUUUUACUUCAUCG